Molecule: messenger RNA, 1415 nt
Organism: Manduca sexta (tobacco hornworm)
Lineage: Eukaryota; Metazoa; Arthropoda; Insecta; Lepidoptera; Sphingidae
Product: deoxynucleoside kinase
Exons: 5
Coding region: 234-926 (230 amino acids)
Biological process (GO): nucleobase-containing compound metabolic process
Cellular component (GO): cytoplasm; mitochondrion
Molecular function (GO): ATP binding; deoxynucleoside kinase activity
Source: RefSeq, a predicted model, not a curated record
UUUGACUGCAGUGUGUAAUUUUUUGGUGAAUAUAUUUGGCGCCAAACGUACGUUCAAUGGAGCAUUAUUAAAAUCGUUUCCUCAGCCUAAAAUGCACGGCUGCUUCUUAUAUAAGUAGUUAAAUACACCUUUUGUUUUAAGUAUAUUGUGGAUUAUAAAUCAUUACCAUUACGCAUCGCAAAAGCUAUUCUUUUUUAUAUAGGGAUUGUAAGCAGUGGUGGACAAAAUUAACAAUGCCCAUCAUGAAACCUGUUAGUAAUGUGGCUCGGGUAGCGGGCAGGAGACCAUUUAGAGUGUCCAUAGAAGGUAACAUAGGCUCAGGAAAGUCUACAUGCAUAAAGUUUUUUGAGAAAUAUCAAAACGUGGAAACACAUACGGAACCUCUCAAUGAAUGGCGUGAUGUGAGCGGCCACAAUCUGCUCGGUCUCAUGUACAGUGACAUGAACAAGUGGAUGUUUCCAUUCCAGCACUACGUCCACCUCAGCAGGCUGAAGAUACAGACAAGCCCACCAUCUAACCCUAACAUCACUGUCAAGAUGUUUGAAAGGUCAGUACAAAACAGCCGGUUCUGUUUUGUGGAGAAUGCCAAGAGACAGAACUUCCUUGAAGACCCUGAAUACCACACAUUAUUGGCAUGGUAUGACUACACAGAAAAGUGCCUUGAUAUAAGCCUGGAUCUCAUAGUUUAUUUAAGGACAUCCCCACAAGUUGUGUUUGACCGUAUGUUAAAACGUGGCAGGGCUGAAGAAUCUGAAGUGCCUUUGGAUUACUUGCAACAGGUGCAUGAAUCUUAUGAAAUGUGGUUCAACUCACAAGAUGUAGGGUGUGAAGUGUUGACUAUAGAUGCUGACAAAUCAAUAGCUUGUGUAAAAGAUGAUUUAGAAAGGUACACAUACAAAGUAUUGGGUGGAAAUCACACUAAUUAAUUGUUAAAAUUAAAAAAAUAUCAACAUUUACAACCAGCAUUAUCGUAAUCGUGUGUUAAAUAUUAGGAUGUAUUGUGACCAGUAUGCAAAAUGCUGAUAAAUGCUGCACGAAGGCAGCGCAAAUUAGAAGGCGCCCUUAGUGCAAGAUGCAAUCUCUAAAAUACUCUAAAAAGUAAUCUUACCAAAAACAUUUAAAUGCAAUGAUUAAUUUAGUGUUAUAUCUGACAAAUUAUAUUGAGGUUCAAAUAUUCAUAAACACUAGUAAGUUAAAUACUGAUUGAAAUUACUUUUAAUGCCAAGGAAGUUAUUUUUAUGUAAGAGGGAGUAAUCACACUAUAAUUUGUUCUUCCAUAUUUAAUAUUUAAGAUUAUUUUAAGGAAAUUGUUUAUACAUAUAAAAUCGUUAGACUAUAAUUUUAAGUUAUUGCUGAUGACAAAGCUGCCUCAUAGUAUUGCUUAUUUUUAAAUAAUAAAACAUGUUUGUAACUGA